AUGCGCUCCAAUUAUUGGGUCCAAGGUGGAGGGCGCAGAACAGAUAACAGGAGGUUCACGGUCGUUGAGAUAUCAGCAAGCAGUGAAUCAGUGCAGAGUCCAGCACUUAAUCCAAGGAAAAGGCUUCAUUCAGCAGAGGAAGUGCAAUGCGGCAACCGGCCAAACCCAGAGGGUGCCGGCUCAGUGUCUGUAACAGAGUUAAGCCAUUCCGAGAGCAAGCAAGUGAGGGAAAGCCUGUGUCAGCGAUGUCAAAUCAUCACGGACGAACUGAACAGACAGGCGCUCGAGCUGGCUGAGCCAGGAACGCUAAAGAACCCAAGCGUUGCAGCCUUUCUCCUCAACAAGCUCCAGACUCUGGAAUGGCCUCCCAGGUGCUGUGGUGCCCAGAACCGUUGUGAAGUGUGUGGAACACCCCUUCAUCACCUGAGAUGCCUGGCACUCCACUCUGCCCUGGGGCUGGCAUUGGACGUCAUGCCUGAGCUGCAGCAUGGUGUCCUUUCUUGCCUGCUGCCACCACGUGUAGCAUCCCACAGUGUUAUGUCACCCCAUACGUCCUGGGAAUGGCCCACACAGAACUCUCCAACUGGAAGUGGUCAACUCCUCACCGGGCACCUCUGUGGUCCACCACCCGGAGAGAAACAGCAGGAAAUGUGUUGGAAUCAAGAUGUAACAGCAAGAGUGGGUGGUAAACUAACCUGUUUGGCCACUGUCACACCUCUUCCUAUCCAUACACCUCUUCCUGUCCAUACACAACACUACCUGGAGGGAGUUUGGUGUGUGACAAGGGCUUCAGACCAUUUUCAUAUAUUGGGCCAUACCUCAGAGAAGGACAUUUUGGUAAAUGAGGCCUCCAGGUCCAGCCAGGCCAGUGCUGUACACUUAGUAUCUUCUUCAGAACACAAACCAAACCAACAAGAUCAGCCAGCUAUCCCGCCUGUACCCCAAACCAGCUCAGCAGCCUCAUUCUUCCUCAGGGCUGCCCAGAAGCUGAACCUCUCCAAACGGAAGAAGCCUCAGCCUCUGCCAGCCUCCCCACCUGACCCAGAAGAGCCGUUCUUCUACACUGAUGGCUUCAGUGCUGCCCUGCAGCUCUCACCCCCAGCUGUACCCCCAUGUCUCCUCAGGGCAGGGUCAAAGGUCAAGGACAGCCCUGGGAUGGGAAAGGUGAAAGUAAUGGUGAGGAUAUGCCCUGCCAAAGGAUACCGAGACACCUCAGAAUCCAUGUCCUUUCUGAAGGUAGAUGCCCAUAAGAAGCAGUUGACGUUUUGUGAGCUGCCCGCUAGCUCACGCUACGCCUCUGCCACCGCCCCAAAGAUGUUUACCUUUGAUGCCAUCUUCACCCAAGAUGCUUCACAGGCAGAGGUGUGCUCGGGGACAGUGGCAGAGGUAAUCCAGUCUGUGGUCAAUGGGGCAGAUGGCUGCAUCUUCUGCUUUGGUCAAGCCAACCUUGGCAAAACCUACACCAUGAUUGGCAGGGACAGUUCUACUCAGAGCUUGGGCGUGGCCCCCUGUGCUAUCUCUUGGCUCUUCAAGCUCAUUGAGGAAAGGAAAGAGAAGGCUAGUACACGAUUCUCGGUCCAAGUGUCUGCUGUGGAAAUCUGUGGAAGGGAGGAGCUGUUAAGAGACCUGCUGGCUGACUUUUCCACAGGGGCCUCCCAAGACAGCCAGGGCGCAGGAGUUUCCCUGAGAGAGGACCCAGUCUGCGGAUCCCAGCUGCAGAACCAGAGUGAAUUGCGGGCUUACUCUGCAGAGAGGGCGGCAUUUUUCCUGGAUGCAGCUCUGGCAGCACGCAGCACUAACAGAUCGGACUGCAAGGAAGAGGACCAUCCGAAUUCCCACAUGCUUUUCACCCUGCACAUUUCUCAGUACCGUACGGAGAAGAGCACCAAAGCAGGAAUGUCUGGGGGUCAGAGUCGUCUGCAUCUCUUUGACUUGGGCAGCUGUGAGUCUGAUCUGAGCCAAACACGAGAUGGAGGAAGAGGCCAGUGUCUGUCCUUAGGUGCCCUCGGAAAUGUCAUCCUAGCCUUGGCCAACGGAGCCAAGCAUGUGCCAUACAGGGACAGCAAGCUCACCAUGCUGCUAAGGGAAUCGCUGGGCAACAUAAACUGCAGAACUACCAUGAUCGCCCACAUCUCUGACUCGCCAGACAAUUAUGCUGAAUCUCUCACCACUGUGCAGCUUGCUUCCCGCAUACACCGCAUGAGGAAAAAGAAAUCCAAGUAUGCAUCCAGUUCAUCUGGAGGGGAGAGCUCCUGCGAAGAAGGACACAUCAGACGAAGACCCUUCCACCCUCGGACUGUGGCUCUUGAUCCAGACCAUCCUGCACUGCUGUCCAGUGACCCAGAUUACUCCUCCAGCAGUGAACACUCAUGUGAUACAGUGAUCUAUGUGGGGCCCGGUGGGGCCCCUAUCUCUGACCGUGAACUCAGCGACAAUGAAAGUCCCCCAGCUUUUGUACCUAUCAUUCCUUCCCUGAACAAGAAGCGUGUAAAAGAGGGACCCAAGUCUGAUGGGGACCAUCUCAAAUGCAACACCUUUGCAGAGUUACAAGAACGGCUUGAGUGUAUUGAUGGCAGUGAGAGCUCAUCUGUUUUUACUAGUGAGGGAAAAGGCCAACAGAAUGCUUCCAAAACUGCAGCAGACAAAGUGGCAGAAGGGACUUCUGUAUCAGCAAGGACAGCCAAGUCCUCUCUCCAAAAGCCUGCACAGCUGCAACAUGGGGGCACAUCUGAAGCCAACAAGACAUGGCAAGAUUCUGAGCCUGUUGUGAAAGAGAAAGUCCACUUCAAUAAAGGGCCUUUACAAAAACCCAGUGCUUCUAGCUCCUUGCAGAACAUCUCAAGGACCCCGGAGUGUGGCUUAGCCACACGGACACCUCCAGUGGGUAUGAGCCAGCAGGCCCUAAGACAGGGAGAACAAAGUGACUCCCCAGAUUUUGACAGAGCCCAGCACCUUAGUAGAAGUCCUUUGGAGGUGAGACACCUAUGUGCCGCUCUAAGCAACAGGUGUUUUGAUAGAGAUGUUUUAAGGACUACAGUAACACUGCAACAGCCUGUAGAGCUUAAUGGAGAGGAUGAGCUUGUGUUUACUGUGGUCGAGGAGCUGCCUGUUGGUCUGGUUCCAGACAGUGAGCGACCUUCCAGCAUCAUUAGCUUUAACAACAACUGCUCUUUGCAGGCUUUUGCAUCUGGCUCACGUCCUGUUAGCAUAAUCAGUAGCAUCAACGAUGAGUUUGAUGCUUACACAUCGCAGAUGAGCAGGUCGCAGCUUAAUCUAGCUAGUGCUUCAAUGUCACAAGAGGAUCUUACAGCUGGAUGCAUCACACAAGCACAAGGAUCUUCAAUCUGCUCCUGGCCUGGCAAGACAAACAUUUGUACCCUAAGAAGUGAUGAGACAAUUUUUGAAAGAAGACUCUCUUCAAAAAGUUUGCGCAGUGGACCAGACAGCAGCCCCAUGAUGGAUUUACCUGGUGGUUUACACAUUGAGUCUUUCUCCCAACAAAGAACAAAUAGCUGUUUAGGUGACAGUGGAAUUUGUUUUUCGGAAAUACACUAUGAUUCUGCAACUGCUGACAAACUAUCCAUAUCGAAGUGCCCUCUAUCUCAUGACAGUACCAAAGCAACCCUCAGUGGUCCAAAGUCACUAAGAUCUAAUAGACUUAUCACUUCACAGUCUGCCCAGAUCUCAAACAUCUCUCACUCUACUCACAUCAAAAAGAGCACACAAACUUCAUCCUCUAGCAGUAGCUAUAGCCAUGAGCUACAACACCAAGGAAGCAGAAUAGAUGAACAAUGGGUCCACACAAGUGGUGGUUUAGACUCAGCCAGAAAUGCUGAGUUUAGCUCUGCUAGUAAGUCACCCAAAAAUGGCAUGAGUGGUAUUCCAUCUAGAAAGACAAGUGGGAAUAGCAACAGUGUACCUCGCCCUCCAAAAAUGCAUGCAUCAUCUGUAUCUCAAAGGGUCGUGGAUGGUUGUGAGAAAUCCAGUGUUAGGAAAGGAGAUCUGAAAUUCUCAUCUUUAGGAAAGAAAGUUAAUGGACCAAAGGGUAGUAUGCUCCCUAAGUCUGGAAGCAUGUCACCCCCUGCUCCACCUGUCCGGAAGUCUAGCCUGGACCAGAGAACACGUAUUUUAUUGUCUCCAAGUGCCUUAAAGUCUGUGGGUAAUGAUGGAACAAGAUCCUCUUUCUCCAAAGCAUCAGUUUCUGAGGAAGACUUUGAUGUCCGAGUUAGGGGGGAAUCUUUAAGCUUUAAAUCAUCCAGCCUAAGGACAGCUUCUAGUCUCAGAUCACAUAGUGGUAAAGGGGACAAUGGCAGGAAUUUUGGUAGUCUUAUGUCCCUUGAAAGGUAUGACAGUUUAACUUCAGUGGGUUUAAAACCAGGUACCUCAAGAGAGAACAGUAGCAUCGGUAUUGGCAGCACUGGAAAAUCUGGUAAAACUGUGCCAAAACUUGGGACUCCCAGUUCCAUAUCUACACCUGCUGCCACUUCUCCUCCAUCUACCAUUGGAAUUAGUAAGCUUGGACAGCUAAAAGCCAGUAUAACACCUAAAGCCAUUGUUGGGAAUGGCAACAAAGGAAAGGCCUUGUUGAGUACUGUUUCAAAGUCUACUAGUUCCUCCAUCAAGUUCCUUGCUGUCUCAGCUGCACGGAAUGCCAGUCUACCUCCAACUGGAAAAACCCCAACUCGCUCAGUUACAGGCUCCAAUGGUAAAUCAGGGAGGGGCACUAUUAUGGGCACAAAGCAAGCAAUCCGUGCAGCCAACAGUCGGGUCAGCGAAUUAGCAGUUGGUAGCUCCAAGAAACACCUCAGGGGCUCUGACCCAGCAGAUGGCAACAAUGAUGCCACAUCAGCCAGCGAGAAACCUCUGGCUGCUCCUCUGCCCUCUCCGUACAGUAAGAUCACUGCUCCUCGCCGUCCUCAGCGCUACAGUAGUGGUCAUGGAAGUGACAACAGCAGUGUACUUAGUGGUGAACUGCCACCAGCCAUGGGCCGCACUGCACUUUUUUAUCACAGUGGAGGGAGUAGUGGCUAUGAGAGCAUGAUCAGGGACAGUGAAACCACUGGCAGCGCAUCAUCUGCUCAUGACUCCAUGAGUGAGAGUGGAGUGUCCACGUCUAGCCGAACAAAAGCUUCAAAAUCUCCCAAAAAGAGAUCCAAUGGCCUACAGCGACGGCGUCUGAUUCCGGCUCACCUGCCAGACACCUCUUCCCUGGGCAGGAAGGUUGGUGCUGCCGGCCAAUGGGUGGAUCUUCCCCCACUGGGGGGUACUAUGAAGGAGCCCUUUGAGAUCAAAGUGUACGAGAUUGAUGAUGUGGAACGGCUUCAGAGACGGAAAGAAGGGCUGACAGAGGGUUUGCAGUACUUCAACGCCCGCCUUAGGAUGCUGGAGAAGAGGCAGCAGCAGAUCAGGGAGCUAAGGGCCAAGCACGACAAGCUGAAAAAGGAGUUGGAGGAUGCCAAGAUCCAUCUCAUGAUGGACCCUAGCAAGUGGAUAGGAGAAUUUGAUGUGGACCCAGACCUGCACCAGGAGUCGCAGGACUUCUUGGAGGCUUUGGCUCAGGCCACAGGAGAGCUGGAUUUUUGUGUCAACCUAUGCAAGUCUCGAUUGAUGAUGGAGACCUGCUUCGACAUCGCGGUGCCCACUGUCCAAGGACAGAGUGGACAACAGGAGAUGGAGGUCUGAGAGACAAAACAGGGUGUGACUUAUGAUGAAAUAAAGCAUAUGACAAGCUAGCUAACAGAUAGCUGUUGGGCAAGCAAGGACAAAUUAGACUUUUGAAGAAUGUGGAGAAGUUUGAUGUCUUGUGGCAGCAACAUAUUGUGUUUUGUGGGGUUAAAACUGGCCUGUUUUGACAAAUGAAACAAAUGAAGGUAUUGAAACAGUGGGCAACGUUAGAAACUCACUGAAAUGCUGAAUAAAUAUAAGAAUAAAAUAAAAGCAAGAAAGUGAUACUGAGAUCUUUUUUAAUGUUACCAGAAAGUGCCUUAUAUGGAAAAAUCCCAAGAACUAUUUUUUUUUUCGAUUGGUGCAAGUAUUGAGACCAACUUUCCCAAGUAAACUAUUAGUUUUUAUGUUCCCUUUGAGAAACAAAAGUAUUUUGCGUUGUAAUGCAGUGAAUAGUCUAUUUAUGAUCUAAAAGAAUGUAAAAAUAUAGUUUCAAUUAUUAAACACUAUUAAAAAAAAAAAUUGAAACUAUUUGGUUUUCAACCCCCCAAACUAUUUUUGCAUUUUAUAAUCUCUAAAUAAAAACAACAAUUAGUACUUCUUAACAUGCAAAGUUUCUUCAGCAUCAUGCAAAAACUUCAAGGAUCUGUCCUUGAUUUAGUUCGAGACCAUGCUUGUCUGCAGUUGAUAAGAUGUCACUUGAUUGGAUAAAGAUGCUGAAGCUGUGCCACUGUCUUAUUUAGCUUAUUUAGCUACAGUUGUUCAUCUACAUUUGAAAGGCCCUCAGACAGUAUUACAUAAACCCUGGAUUCAGUUCUACUUGUUUAGUUGAUUGGUGCAGCUGGUAGCAGAUCAUAAAUUAGAGCUUGUCUCAAACACUUCUCAGGACAUCUGACUGAAGUGUGUUUGUACUGAUUAAUUUCAGUGUGUGCGCCUGUGUGCGUGUGUACUGUAUGCAUUUAAAUGCAUCGUACUGAUAUGUAUGCAUGUGUCUGUUCUUAUCUGAUCAUGCAACAUCCAGCGUUAAGCUGGUUUCUUUUAAUGUGGUAAAUAAUUCCACUGUAUCUACCUGAACUUCAAAAGAGUAUGCCUUUCUUCCAUUUGAAAACAAACUUCAAAAUGUUAAAAUAUACAAACGGCUAUUAUCUGUUGGCAUCUUCACAGCACAGGACUUUCUCCACACAUGGUCCACUGAUUUAUAUUCAGCCGCUGAAGUGAAUGAUUUUUGUCAUGUUAAUCCUUAAAGUGUGUCUCUUGAGAGAAGUGUCAUUGCUGUUUCUCAAAUAGAAAUGAAGAAACGAAAAGAGAAGAGAUUAUUCGGUUUGCAAAGGUUUGAAGUAGAAUUUAUGUGAAUUUGUUUUACAUUUGACUACAAUUACUUUUUAUUGUUGUUGUAGAUGAAUGAUUCUUUAUUUAAAAGAGAAAAAAUACUCAGGCUUUAUUUUUCAAGUUGCUGCAUGAUAUCUUUAUUUAUUCUUUCAAAUUAAUUUAAUUUUUCCCUUUCUUUUAUAUCUUAGUCUGUGAUUUCUACUAAUAAUUUACAUUAAACAGAUUUGCCAAACAUUUUGAGCUUUUUCUAUUUAAAAUGUAUGACAUUUUCUCAGUGUUUCAGCUUUUUAUUGUACAGUUUUUUUUUUUACCUUUUUAAAAACCAUGUAUAGACUCCUCAGUUUGCAUUAACAUAAAAUGAAGAAUAAAAAGAAUGUUUCCUCUUUACA
Messenger RNA from Myxocyprinus asiaticus (Chinese sucker), 7382 nucleotides. Its product is annotated as kinesin-like protein KIF26A. The transcript is spliced from 15 exons. NCBI's taxonomy places the organism in Eukaryota, Metazoa, Chordata, Actinopteri, Cypriniformes, Catostomidae. The coding region runs from base 1 to 5682 and encodes 1893 amino acids. The record is from RefSeq and is a predicted model, not a curated record. Gene Ontology annotation, molecular function: ATP binding; microtubule motor activity; microtubule binding. Gene Ontology annotation, biological process: microtubule-based movement.